Mya arenaria is the source of this 2540-nucleotide messenger RNA. Its product is annotated as osteoclast-stimulating factor 1-like. NCBI's taxonomy places the organism in Eukaryota, Metazoa, Mollusca, Bivalvia, Myida, Myidae. Gene Ontology annotation, molecular function: protein binding. Gene Ontology annotation, biological process: signal transduction. The transcript has 8 exons. The record is from RefSeq and is a predicted model, not a curated record. Bases 111 to 767 code for a protein of 218 amino acids.
ACAGCAAAUUACACUCAGUUCUCUUUUACUUCCGCAUUCGUUAAUGCAAUAAAGAAGAUAUAUUAUAUUAGCGUUUGACCUGUCUAUAAAGUAACUGGAAGUGUAAGAUAAUGUCACGUGCAUCCAGACCAGUACGGCCUCCACCGCCCGUCCCAAAACCAGGUCAAGUGAAAGUUGUGAGAGCGUUGUACAAAUAUGAUGCCCAACAGACUGAUGAGCUGUCGUUUGAAGAGGGGGACCUGCUGUACAUCCAGGACUCCACAAACAAGGAUUGGUGGAAGGGUCGAUGUGGGAACAAGACUGGCCUCAUUCCCAGCAACUAUGUGGCAGAGAACACGGAGACUAUAGACUUCCCACUCCAUGAUGCAGCUAAGAGAGGCAACAUGCCUUUCUUGCAAGAAUGCUUACAGAACCAGGUAUCAGUAAACUCGCUGGACAAGGCUGGGGCAACCCCUCUUCACUGGGCUGCCCACGGGGGGCAUAUUGACUGUAUGAAAGCCUUGCUGGCCGUGCCCAACUGCCAGGUCUCCACCCAGAACAAGUUAGGUGACACUCCAAUCCACUCAGCAGCCUGGAGAGGUCAUGCAGAGGCCGUCGAGCUCCUCCUGGAAAAAGGUGCGGUGGUGAAUCUGCAUAACCAAGACGGCAAGCUUCCAUUUCAGCUGGCCAAGGACCCACAAACUGCUGCCAUGCUUAGAGCUGCAGCUGGAAUGAGUAGAACUCUAUCUGGUGACUAUGACUAUGGCAAUGAGGAAGACUCUGACUGAGGUGUCAAUGAUGAAAGUCCCGACUGACGUGCCAGUUGUGUCACUGCAGAAAUAACCACAGUCAGAGGGCUAUGGACAUAUUAUGUGGAAAUGCAGUUAAAUAGUUCACUUAGAGAAAAUGUGCACUUCAAGAUUCCUUAUUAACAUUAUUUUCAUUCUUUUCAGGAUUUCUAUAUUUUUAUAAAUGUUUACAUUUAUGGUGUGGAUUUUGAAACGAACAGUGCAUAAAAACCGACUUACCCUCAUUCCUUACCUUGUCUACAUUCUGUAGAGGCCUUCUACUUUUUCCUCCAUAUUGUCAAAAACUUCUUGUAUUCUUACCAUGCAGCCAAUAAUGGCCAUUAAUGCAGUCCUAAAUGUUUGAUAAAUGGCUGCUAAGUAUAACCUCAUGGUGAUGGCACAAUUGAUGUAGCUUGAUAAAUACAUGUGUAUAUUAUAUAAUAUAUAACAUCAUCCUCAACAUUAAUCUGUCCAAUGUGGCACUGAUACCAGCCUUGUGAUAAUGAUGCAGGUCUAAGGCGUUGACAGUAACAUGUUUACUCCAACAACAAGCCUCUUUUUCUAUUUUUCUUCUUUUUAUUGGACGUUGUUGGAUGACCUUAUCCAGAAUGUUUUGUUAUUGAUAGUGGCAUUGAAGGUUAACCUGAUUGUCUCAAUUUGGAAAAAGAUCUACUAACAUUCUCAUUUAGUUAAAAUCCUCCAUAUUCAUUUAAGUUCUGUUGUUGUUCAUUCAUUGAAAAUCAUAUGAAAAACUUUUAUUUGUAGAAUAUCAUAAUGAUUCUUCAAAUAAUGCCUGGCCUUAAGUAUUAUCUGCUUAUAUAUUUCAGGAGUUUUUUUCUUUGUUGUUGUUUUUUAAGAAAAUUCAUGAUAUUGUCAUAGCCAAGGUUUCAGCGUCAUGCAAAACUUUGACCUUGGCCAACAUUGAAAACAUGUCACGGUUGCCAUGCAACUUGGCAUACAUGAUGCCAGUAACACUGUGACAGUGUACAUAAAAGUUGCAAUGCCAACAAUUUUGGCUGUGAUCAUGAGCACAUAUCAUGAAGAUGAUAUUUUCUUCAUAAAAUGGGAAUUCAUACACUAGUAGGAACCAGGCAUUAUCAGAAUUCCUGUUUCAAUAAUAGUCAAGAUUGCAUUUAUUCCAAGAACAUAGAUAUAAUAUAGAUAUUAAACAGUGCAAUUGCAUAUGUGGAUAAAGUUCCAUACAAAGUCUUUUAUAUGGAUGUCAUUAGCAAAACGUAGAAUCUCUUUUUUAAAACACCUCCUGCACCUGAUACAUGUACAUGCACUGUGGAUAGGACAUAGUGCUCAUCUUACAAGUGCCUGUUUUUGUUCCGAUAUUCAUGCAAUAUUUGUCCAAUUGUUGAGAACUUUUAUACAAGUUAACAAUGUUGUUAAUUUCAUCGGUGUUAACUUUAAUGUUAACAUUGAUGUUGUUAACAACAUUGUCUAUUUAAUCAAAGUUCUGAUUACAGUUGACUUGUUAUAUUAACUUUUAUAAAUUAUAAGACUUAUUAUUAAUUUCUGUGAUUCUCUGUUACUCUGUAUAAAGUCUAUUGAAAUAAACAAAUUGCAGUAGGUUAUGUCUCUGUUUGUUACAAUGUAUUAUAUGUAGUACAAUUUCAACAUUCCAAUUGAGUGAUUUGAAGUUUUUAUUGGAAUAUUGGAUGAUUUAUAGGUUGACAUUCAAAACAACUGUUUUAGAGUUUGAUACUUGUACAUGUUCGUGUUGAUAAAAUUUUACUAAUAUAAUGUAUAUAUAUACAAAACAUGUCA